Argiope bruennichi is the source of this 1036-nucleotide messenger RNA. RefSeq names its product techylectin-5A-like. The record is from RefSeq and is a predicted model, not a curated record. NCBI's taxonomy places the organism in Eukaryota, Metazoa, Arthropoda, Arachnida, Araneae, Araneidae. The coding region runs from base 255 to 965 and encodes 236 amino acids. The transcript is spliced from 6 exons.
CAUUUGGCGUUAAAUAUCGUAUUCAUAGAAGGCAUUGCAUUGAUGUCUGUAAUAUUAUAGAGUACAUUUUGCGAAAAAGCGAAUACCUCUUCAGCAAAUUUUGUAAAGAAGAAAGAAACUGAUUAAUGAAACUUAUUAAUUUAUGAAAGAUGAAAAUUUUUGAAAAACAAAUAGGAUUUAACUUUUGAAAGCAGAAAUAAUAAAAUUGCAGAGUAAAUAAACAACCUUACUCGAUUAGCUACAUUCAAUCAUCAAUGCUGAACAUGCCGACUUCGCUUCUUUGCCGAAUGUGUCUCUUAAUUCUUUUGAUCCAGCACUCAAAGGGACAAGAUGAUGAUGACUUCGAACCGAGAGAUUGCUCCGAUCACUUGAUGAACGGGAACUAUGAAAGCAGAAUUUACACCAUCUUUCCCAAUUCCAAAUCUUUGAAUGUGUAUUGUGACAUGGACACUGAUGGUGGUGGCUGGACGGUAAUUCAAAGAAGAGGAAACUACACACCACAAGAGAAAUUUUAUCGGGACUGGAAUGACUACAAACACGGAUUCGGAAACGUCGACCGAGAUUUCUGGUUGGGAAAUGACAACAUCCAUACCCUGAGCACCCUAAUGCCUGUAGAAAUACGCUUCGAUCUGGCGGAUGUGAGAGGAAACCGUCGUUAUGCAGUCUAUAAAAGUUUCUACAUAGAUAAUGAGAAAAAAGAUUAUACUCUGCACAUUAGUGGGUACAGCGGAAAUGCAGGUGAUGGCAUGAAAUUCCACAAUGGACAGCCAUUUUCUACUAAAGACAGAGGAAACUACCAAGCUGUCUUAGCUAUAUAUGGACCCUGGUGGAUCUUCGAAUGGGCGUACGUACAUCUCAAUGGAUUUUACAGUCCAGGUGAGAACGACUUCCAGGCUAUUCAUUGGUACAAGUGGCUGGAAAACGAAGGAUUGGCCUUUUCAGAAAUGAAAAUCAGACAACGUUAAUACUAUAUCUUCGAUGUGAAUUUAAAAAACAAACUGAUGCUUGCAUUAAAGUCUUUGUUAUUGCUUUCAAA